AUGGACAAGGUUCAAAGCUUUUUCACUUUUUUAUUUUUGUUUUCAAUGGAGUGCCCACUUCAUUUAUGUUUGCCUUAGGUAGCUUCAACCACUGGUUCUACUUGCAAUAAACAAUCACAAAUACCCAGAAAAGUCACCAACCAGGCCAAACUACUCUUUAGUGAAACUCGAUUAUUUGGGAUUCAAGGGACUUCCUCAAGACUUGCAGCUGGAUUACCUAACAACCCCAUGGAAUUCCUGAGGAACGAAACAACAAUUCCACAUAGAUCUGCUCUUAUUCAAGUAAUGUUAAUUGCAAGUAUAGCCUUCAGCAUUGCUCUGAUAUGUGGGAUUGUGAUCUCCUAUAUGAUAUAUCGACUGGUCCAGGCUGAGGAAAGACAGCAACUUGAGUUGCUUUAUAGAAACAUCAGGAUACCAUCACUAGGAGAUGAGGAAGGCAGCUCCGGGGACGAGGGCCAGGAUGAGUCCAUGCACCUGCUCCCAGAGAAUGAGAAGGAAUUGGAAAAAUUCAUUCACUCAGUUAUCAGAUCAAAAAGAAAGAAAAAUAUUGAAGAGAAGAAUUUGAGGAAAGAGCAAAAGUUAGCAAAGGGAAAAAACCCAAGGAAUACGACACCCCAUGCAAACGUGGAGAAUUUGUGAAAACAAAUGGAAGAGAUGAAGGAUGUGCUGGCCAAAGUGCAGGAAAAACUGCAGGGGUGACGGGCUGAGAAUGUGAGUAACUUGCUCCUGGAGAACCUUGUAGAAGAGCACUUUAUGGCUGAGGUAUAUAACAGAAAAUAAACUCAC
This is a messenger RNA of Lemur catta (Ring-tailed lemur), 786 nucleotides long. RefSeq names its product chromosome 19 C19orf18 homolog (gene C19H19orf18). NCBI's taxonomy places the organism in Eukaryota, Metazoa, Chordata, Mammalia, Primates, Lemuridae. The record is from RefSeq and is a predicted model, not a curated record. The transcript has 6 exons.